Molecule: messenger RNA, 4519 nt
Organism: Dipodomys ordii (Ord's kangaroo rat)
Lineage: Eukaryota; Metazoa; Chordata; Mammalia; Rodentia; Heteromyidae
Gene: Eprs1
Product: glutamyl-prolyl-tRNA synthetase
Exons: 30
Coding region: 114-4325 (1403 amino acids)
Biological process (GO): prolyl-tRNA aminoacylation; translation
Cellular component (GO): cytoplasm; aminoacyl-tRNA synthetase multienzyme complex
Molecular function (GO): ATP binding; proline-tRNA ligase activity
Source: RefSeq, a predicted model, not a curated record
CUGCUGCGGCGUUGGCGUGCGGCGCGCUUUGCACACGUUGCACCUUGUCGCUUGCAGUCAGUCUGCCGUGUGGCUUCAGCGUCCCGACUGUGUGAGCCUACAGACCCGAGGCGAUGGCGAAGCUCUGUCUCACGGUGAAUCCCGGAGACCCUCCCCUGGAAGCGUUGCUGGCAGUAGAACAUGUGAAAGGUGAUGUCAGCAUUUCUGUUGAAGAAGGAAAAGAGACUCUUCUUCAUGUUUCUGAGAAUGUGGUGUUCACAGAUGUGAAUUCCAUACUUCGCUAUUUGGCCAGAGUUGCCACUACAGCUGGGCUCUAUGGCACCAACCUGAUGGAACAUACUGAGAUUGACCACUGGUUGGAGUUCAGGUCUACAAAAUUACCUUCAUGUAAUUUGUUUACUUCUGCCAUCAACGAGCUUAAUCAUUGCCUGUCUUUGAGAACAUACUUAGUUGGGAACUCCUUGACCUUAGCAGAUCUAUGUGUGUGGGCCACCUUAAAAGGAAGUGCUGCAUGGCAAGAACAAAUGAAACAGAACAAGGCUCCAGUUCAUGUAAAACGCUGGUUUGGUUUUCUUGAAGCCCAGCAGGCCUUCCAGUCAGUAGAUACCAAGUGGGAUGUUUCAACAAGCAAAGCUAAAGUGGCACCUGAGAAAAAACAAGAUGUUGGGAAGUUUGUUGAGCUUCCAGGUGCAGAAAUGGGAAAGGUUACUGUCAGAUUUCCUCCAGAAGCUACUAUUGAGAAGAAUCUACAAAUGUGGGAAGAAAUGAAAAAAGGAACUCAGUUUGGUCAGUCCUGUUGUUUGCGAGCAAAAAUUGACAUGAGUAGUAACAAUGGGUGCCUGAGGGACCCAACACUUUACCGCUGCAAAAUUCAGCCACAUCCAAGAACUGGGAGUAAAUACAAUGUGUAUCCAACAUAUGAUUUUGCCUGUCCUAUAGUUGACAGUAUUGAAGGUGUUACACAUGCCCUGAGAACAACAGAGUACCAUGACAGAGAUGAGCAGUUCUACUGGAUUAUUGAAGCUUUAGGGAUAAGAAAACCAUAUAUCUGGGAAUAUAGUCGCCUAAAUCUCAACAACACAGUGCUGUCCAAAAGAAAACUCACAUGGUUUGUCGACGAAGGACUAGUAGAUGGAUGGGAUGACCCUCGAUUUCCUACAGUCCGUGGUGUUUUGAGAAGAGGAAUGACAGUUGAAGGACUGAAACAGUUUAUUGCUGCUCAAGGCUCCUCACGUUCUGUUGUGAACAUGGAGUGGGACAAGAUCUGGGCAUUUAACAAAAAGGUUAUUGAUCCGGUGGCCCCACGGUAUGUUGCAUUACUAAAGAAAGAAGUGAUACCAGUGAAUGUCCCAGAAGCCCAGGAGGAGAUGAAAGAAGUAGCAAAACACCCAAAGAAUCCCGAUGUUGGCUUGAAACCUGUAUGGUACGGUCCUAAAGUUUUCAUAGAAGGUGCUGACGCAGAGACUUUCUCAGAGGGUGAGAUGGUUACAUUUAUAAAUUGGGGCAACAUCAACAUAACUAAAAUAUACAAAAAUGAAGAUGGAAAAGUUGUAUCUCUUGAUGCAAAAUUGAAUUUGGAAAACAAAGACUACAAGAAAACAACUAAGAUUACAUGGCUUGCUGAGACAUCGCAUGCACUUCCUACUCCAGCUAUCUGUGUCGCUUAUGAGCACUUGAUCACAAAGCCUGUACUGGGAAAAGAUGAGGACUUUAAGCAGUAUGUCAACAAGAACAGUAAGCGUGAAGAACUAAUGUUAGGGGAUCCAUGCCUUAAGGAUUUGAAAAAAGGAGACAUUAUUCAGCUCCAGAGAAGAGGAUUCUUCAUAUGUGAUCAGCCUUAUGAACCUGUAAGCCCACAUAGUUGCAAAGAAGCUCCAUGCAUUUUAAUAUAUAUUCCUGAUGGACAUACAAAGGAAAUGCCAACCUCCGGGUCAAAGGAAAAGACCAAAGUAGAAACCACAAAACAUGAGAUAACUUCUCCUCUUAAGGAAAGGCCAUCUCCUUCUCUGAAUAAUACGUGUGCUACAUCUGAGGAUUCCUUGGCCCUUUACAACAGAGUGGCUAUUCAAGGAGAUACAGUGCGUGAAUUAAAAGCCAAGAAAGCAGCAAAGGAAGACAUAGAUGCAGCGGUUAAACAGCUUUUGGCUCUGAAAGCUGAAUAUAAAGAAAAAACUGGCCAAGAGUACAAACCUGGAAGUCCUCCAGCUGCAGUAGUACAGAAUGUUUCCACAUCACCAGCAAGCACUGUGGACAGUAAAUCUCUCUAUGAUAAAGUUGCUGCACAAGGAGAGGUGGUUCGAAAGCUGAAAGCUGAAAAGGCCCCUAAGGCCAAAGUAAAUGAAGCAGUAGAGUGUUUACUCCUCCUGAAAGCUGAAUAUAAAGAAAAAACUGGGAAGGAAUACAUACCUGGUCAGUCCCCAUCGUCCCAAAGUUCAGAUUCGGGUUCUGUCAAAAAUACUGGUACUGCUGGUCCAGAAACAUCAGAAGCAAAAGCAUUUUUUGACAAAGUAGCUUGUCAGGGAGAAAUAGUUCGAAAGCUUAAAGCUGAAAAAGCCUCUAAGGAUCAAGUAGAUGCUGCUGUGCAAGAACUCCUUCAGCUGAAGGCACAGUACAAGUCUUUGACAGGAGUGGAGUAUAAGCCCGUGUCAGCCACUGGAGCUGAGGACAAAGAAAAGAAGAAGAAAGAAAAAGAAAAUACAUCUGAAAAGCAGAGUAAACCUCAGAAACAAAAUGAUGGUCAAAGGAAAGACCCUCCUAAGAACCAGGGGAGUGGGCUGUCGUCAAGUGGAGCAGGCGAAGGGCAAGGGCCAAAGAAACAAACCAGAUUGGGUCUUGAGGCAAAAAAAGAAGAAAAUCUUGCGGAUUGGUAUUCUCAAGUCAUUACAAAAUCAGAAAUGAUUGAAUACUAUGAUGUGAGUGGCUGUUAUAUUCUUCGACCAUGGUCAUAUUCCAUUUGGGAAUUCAUUAAGGACUUUUUUGAUACUGAGAUUAAGAAACUUGGUGUUGAAAACUGCUAUUUCCCCAUAUUUGUGUCUCAAGCUGCAUUAGAGAAAGAGAAGAAUCAUGUUGCUGACUUUGCCCCUGAGGUUGCUUGGGUUACAAGAUCUGGCAAAACAGAGUUGGCGGAACCAAUUGCCAUCCGGCCUACCAGUGAAACAGUAAUGUAUCCUGCAUAUGCAAAAUGGGUGCAGUCACACAGAGACCUGCCCAUCCGGCUCAAUCAGUGGUGCAAUGUGGUGCGUUGGGAGUUCAAGCACCCCCAGCCUUUCCUCCGGACUCGUGAAUUCCUUUGGCAGGAAGGGCACAGUGCUUUUGCUACCUUUGAGGAAGCAGCAGAAGAGGUCUUACAGAUACUUGAGUUAUAUGCUCGAGUAUAUGAAGAACUCCUGGCAAUUCCUGUUGUGAGAGGAAGGAAGACUGAAAAGGAAAAGUUUGCAGGAGGAGACUAUACAACAACAGUAGAAGCAUUCAUAUCUGCUAGUGGGAGAGCUAUCCAGGGGGCAACAUCACAUCAUUUAGGCCAGAAUUUUUCUAAAAUGUGUGAAAUCAUUUUUGAAGAUCCAAAAUCACCUGGUGAGAAGCAAUUUGCCUAUCAGUGUUCCUGGGGACUGACAACGCGAACCAUUGGUGUUAUGAUCAUGGUGCAUGGGGACAACAUGGGCUUGGUACUGCCACCUCGUGUAGCCUGUGUUCAGGUGGUGGUUAUUCCUUGUGGUAUUACAAAUACACUUUCUGAAGAAGACAAAGAAGCUCUGAUGACCAAAUGCAAUGAUUAUCGACAGCGAUUGCUCAAUGUUAACAUUCGAGUUAGAGUCGAUUUGCGAGAUAACUACUCUCCAGGCUGGAAGUUCAAUCACUGGGAGCUCAAGGGAGUACCAAUUAGACUUGAAGUUGGGCCACGUGAUAUGAAAAGCUGUCAGUUUGUAGCUGUCAGACGAGAUACUGGAGAAAAGCUAACAAUUGCAGAAAAUGAAGCUGAAACUAAACUUCAAGCUAUUUUGGAAGAUAUCCAAGUUAACCUUUUCAGAAGGGCUUCUGAAGAUCUUAAGACUCAUAUGGUUGUAGCUAAUACAUUAGAAGAUUUUCAGAAGAUACUGGAUUCUGGAAAGAUUGCUCAGAUUCCAUUCUGUGGGGAAAUUGACUGUGAAGACUGGAUCAAAAAGACCACUGCCAGGGAUCAGGAUCUUGAACCUGGUGCUCCAUCCAUGGGAGCUAAAAGCCUUUGUAUCCCUUUCAAGCCACUCCGGGAGCUGCAGCCUGGAGCCAAAUGUGUCUGUGGCAAGAACCCUGCCAAAUUCUACACUUUGUUUGGUCGGAGUUACUGAAAGAUAAAACAAACGUCACUCGCUAGUCCUCCUGACUUUUUAAAAAGUUGAUACUAAUAAUCUUCUCAUACACUUUUUUGAUUUUUUAAAAUAAAAGGAGGUCACAUGGAUGAACAACUAUUCUUAUGAAUAAAUUAACAAUGAAAAGAUUUUUCUGUAAACAACUCCAGUAAUAAAUAUCAUGAACUAAUAGU